Macrosteles quadrilineatus (aster leafhopper) is the source of this 544-nucleotide messenger RNA. Its product is annotated as U6 snRNA-associated Sm-like protein LSm2. Lineage: Eukaryota; Metazoa; Arthropoda; Insecta; Hemiptera; Cicadellidae. Gene Ontology annotation, cellular component: precatalytic spliceosome; U6 snRNP; Lsm1-7-Pat1 complex. The transcript has 4 exons. Gene Ontology annotation, molecular function: RNA binding. Gene Ontology annotation, biological process: mRNA splicing, via spliceosome. The record is from RefSeq and is a predicted model, not a curated record. Bases 140 to 427 code for a protein of 95 amino acids.
UUAUUGUUGUAAUCGUUUGAGGUUAACGUCGUUAAAUUAACCGGUCCAUUAUUUAUACAGAUUGAGAUUAUAUUACAGAUUUAAACUUAAUGUUGACUGAGUGUUGUUGCUGAAAGGUGAAAGAAUAUAAUUUUCAAACAUGCUUUUCUAUUCAUUUUUCAAAUCCUUGGUUGGAAAGGAUGUUGUCGUGGAGUUGAAAAAUGAUCUCAGUAUAUGCGGCACCCUACACUCGGUGGACCAGUACCUCAACAUCAAGCUCACAGAUAUCAGCGUCACGGAUCCAGACAAGUAUCCCCACAUGAUAUCUACCAAGAACUGUUUUAUCCGAGGCUCUGUAGUCCGAUACGUACAGCUUCCUGCUGACGAGGUUGACACACAACUCCUUCAAGAUGCAGCACGAAAAGAAGCUGCUGUACCUUCAAGAUAACUUUGUUUUACUAUAUUUUACCUUUUAAGUUUUUAAAAUAACUUAAGUUGUUGUACUAUAGUGUGCUAUGUAUCCCUCAUAUUGAGAAGUAAAAAAGCAUUUUAAUUUCAAUACCUA